UGCGCACACUCGAAGAUUUGCGCAUCUGGUCGUCAUCAGCAGAAGCAGCAGCAGCAGCUUUUCAUGCUCAGAUGUGACUCAACCGGAGUGAGAACAGAGCUUCUUCUUCUUGUAUGCCUUCUUAGAAAUACUCAUUUGAAAGUCGCUCUUUGGCCGCAGGACAAACACAGACUAAUGUUUCUCUGGUCUGACGCGCACCGCUGGAUGGAUUGGCUGUAACGGGCUCGACUGGGGAAAAGCAGAAAACUUUAAGUUUGUUUGAGCCGUCUGCGGCUGAUGUGGAUGUGAACAGAUCUGCCUCUCGCUCGGAAAACCCGAGGUUCUAUCUGGCGGUUUUCUGGAGACGCGGCUUGUGCGUUCUGCAUGCACGGAUCUACUUGGCUCGCUUGUGAUCCUUUCCUUUCUUUUUAUUACCACUCCGUUUUUUCCGCCGUACCCCAGUUGCGUCAUGACUUCUAGCUAUGCACAUGUAAUGGACAGGCAAGCUACGAUAUCAAACCGCCUGGAGAGUCCGAUCACGUCGAACCUGGACAACCUGCAAGCCAAAAAAAACUUCUCGGUCAGCCACCUGUUGGAUCUAGAAGAGGCAGGGGAAAUGGUUGGCAGCCACGCAGACGAGAGCGUCGGGGAGGCGGGGAGGAAUAUGCUGGAGUCUCCGGGGCUAACCAGCGGGAGCGACACGACCCAGCAGGAGAAUGAGCAGAUGAACACAGAGGAAAAGAAAAAGAGGAAGCAGCGCAGGAACAGGACCACAUUCAACAGCAGCCAGCUUCAGGCUCUGGAGAGAGUGUUUGAGAGGACACACUACCCUGAUGCCUUCGUCAGAGAGGACCUGGCUCGCCGGGUCAACCUCACCGAAGCCAGAGUCCAGGUUUGGUUUCAGAACAGGAGAGCUAAGUUCCGCAGGAAUGAGAGAGCCAUGCUGGCCAGCAAAAAUGCCUCACUCCUCAAAUCUUACUCAGGAGAUGUGACAGCGGUGGAGCAGCCUAUUGUCCCUCGGCCUGCACCACGCCCGAAUGAUUACCUGUCUUGGGGAAGUGCUGCCCCCUACAGCUGGUAUCCAAUGCCGGAGGGGGGGCCAGUGCGAGUGCCACAGAAAAUGCUGCCCUCAGAGAACAAUGGCAUGGCCACCUACCCACCCACCUGCUCCAACCCCAAUACGUCCCAGGGAAUGAACAUGGCCAACAGCAUCGCCAACCUGCGGCUCAAAGCCAAGGAAUACAGCUUGAACCAGGUGCCCACAGUCAACUGAGAGAAGGAGAGGCUGCGGACUUGCACAGGAGGGGAGGGAACCUCUCUCCUGCUGUACCCCUGCAGACGGACAACGUCUCUGAGAUGAACAUCAACUCACAUAGCCUGGAUCAUGAAGUCUUCCCUCCUUUGUGGUGCAGCCAUGAUGGCAUACUACUACCACCUACAUGCAAAAUGUUGGACACCAAAUGAUGGCAGGAUUUUCAUCAAGCCUUUCUCCUGAGCAUCACUGAACUCUUGUUCAUACAAAAAGACAUCUAGAUUGGAUGCUGUAACCAAAUAUCUGCAUAGUUUUACAUUUGUGUUUGUGACUGAAAAGGAGGGGGAGUUCCAAUCAGACAACUUGUUCUAAUGGAGACUCAUAUAUGGAGUACGUGGAACCCCUUUGUCCCGUUUUUCUGUGGUGUCGGACUGAAUUACACGCCAAAAUUGGAAUAAUAUUCUUUCUUUCUUUUUAAGUCAACAACAAACCACCAAGGACUUCCUCUGACAUUUCUUAAUUUUUUUAAAGAUAGUUUUGUUUUUUUCACAUUUCUUUCCAUGUUAUGCCACUGACAAGCAAACAUUUUCAAUGCAUUUUGAUUUUUAUGUAAUAGUCCAAUAUAAAGGAAAGGCUAAUGUAUUUCUGAAUCCAAAAACAAGUAGAUAAUAUCCUAUGAUAUCCUUUAUUUGUAACAAGAAAAACUUGUAUAUUAAUAAAAAAGCAUUUCAAACAAUGCCAUGGCACAGUGUCCAACUUGACCAGUCUUAGAAAGGAAGAAAAAACAAGUGGUUUCCUCCUUUUGAACCACUUUUCCAGUUUUUCAACUGUUUCCUUAAACAAUCACAGAGUGAAUCCUAAUGGUAGGAAGAUUUAUUACAUAAUAUAAGAGAAAUAUGAAUACUACAAUACAGUCUGACUUAAAUCACGCUUCGGAAACUAUAAGGAAUAAGUAUGUUUAUUGUUGAGACCAUUUGGAAAGCAAAAUGAUCCUGGACUUCGUUCAUGCCCCAUAAAAGAGAGAUUUACAACCCGAGAACAUAUUCUCCUUCAGAGAAAUCUCAAGCUGUUCCUGCUUUGUGUGUGUUUCUUUUCCUGAUUACCACAACCUGAAAUUUCCAUCUUAAAAACAGAAUAUUUAUGAGCAGGGAAAUCCUCUCCUUAAUAUGGAGGGCCCCUGGGCCUCGUUUAACUCUGUGGUUGUCAUGCAAGGUGUUUCUUCUCCGUGGCCCCUCAUAACCUUCACUGUCAACAAACACAUGUCAACACUCGUCCUCGAACGGCACACACAGGCCGUAAAAGCAGGGCUGAAUGAAAUUGAAGCUGAUGAAGUAGUGUUUCGCUUUUUGCAAGACUUGAAGCUACACAUGUAUUCACGUGACAUGUUCCUAGAAAAAGCUAUUUGCAGAGGUUUAUUAUUUACAAGUCACAAAUACCUUAGAAAGGAUUAACCCUGAUGUGCAUCUUUGCCAAUCAAUUCUCUUCAAAAAGUCUGUCGUUUAAAUUUAUGCUGACAGUGGCAAACAUUACAAAGUUUUAAGUGCUUAAUAAUUGUUCUUCAUUUUUACCAACUUCAGCCUAAAAGCAACACAUCUAAUAUUGGUUAUUUCAAGAAAAGAAAAGAAAAGAAAAGAAAAGAAAAGAAAAGAAAAGAAAAGAAAAGAAAAGAAAAGAAAAGAAAAAGUAUUUAAACUUUUAGACUUUAAACUUUGCAGGUUUCAAAUUCCAUAUUUAACACUAAAUAUGUGAUAAUGUCAUUAAAUAUCAGUGUUGCUUUGUCAGAAUCUUUGAAAAACUCUUAGAAGCAGCCUCAUUGUUGCUUGAGGAAAGAACUUUUUGUCAAGUCUUAGAAAGGGAGUGAGGUAUAAGAACAUCAUGUAAGCUGUCAUCUGUCUGGAAGGAGAGAAUUUAAUGUUCCCUUUUUUUCUAAUAAAAAAGGACUUCAAUUUAGACUAUACUUUCAAGUGCAGUAUUGUCAUUUUUAGUAAAUAAAGGGCAUAAGGAA
Messenger RNA from Stegastes partitus (bicolor damselfish), 3236 nucleotides. It is a transcript of the gene prrx1b, whose product is annotated as paired related homeobox 1b. Gene Ontology annotation, cellular component: nucleus. NCBI's taxonomy places the organism in Eukaryota, Metazoa, Chordata, Actinopteri, Pomacentridae. The transcript has 5 exons. The coding region runs from base 449 to 1252 and encodes 267 amino acids. The record is from RefSeq and is a predicted model, not a curated record. Gene Ontology annotation, biological process: regulation of transcription by RNA polymerase II. Gene Ontology annotation, molecular function: RNA polymerase II cis-regulatory region sequence-specific DNA binding; DNA-binding transcription factor activity, RNA polymerase II-specific.